Messenger RNA from Suillus paluster, 1888 nucleotides. RefSeq lists its product as uncharacterized. The transcript has 4 exons. Gene Ontology annotation, molecular function: protein binding. NCBI's taxonomy places the organism in Eukaryota, Fungi, Basidiomycota, Agaricomycetes, Boletales, Suillaceae. The coding region runs from base 119 to 1888 and encodes 589 amino acids. The record is from RefSeq and is a predicted model, not a curated record.
GCUCAUCCGUCAUCCGAACAUCAUCGCUCACUCAAAACUAUGCUCGCAGUUAUGUUUUUUUGUACUCUGAAAUAUCUUAACCAACCCCAACACUUUCACCCAUACUCAUUUUAUUACUAUGAUCUACAACUUCAUCAAAAACGUCGUUAACUCGUUAUUGGGUUACUCAAAAGAACUGCUCGAUAGACAAAUGGAUCAAAUCGAGUCUUGUACUCAUGGCGAUCCACACAGUCGUCAGCUCAAGGCGCCGGUCCCUCCAACUCCCCCUCUUACUCCACCAUCACAUCGCUUGUCUAAUACUGAUGCCCCUCUUUCCUCGAUGAUGGACCAAGAGCCUCCCAUUUCUUGUGGAACGAUGCCCGCUCGUAUUGGAAGGGCUACUCUAGAAGAUAUCCCAGAGGAGUUGCGUUGCCAUAUCCUCAGUUUCCUUUCAUCUACUGCGAUUUUACGUUGCGCGUUGACUUGCCGAUCAAUGUACAAUACAGUCAAAUUGUCGGUCAAACUUCAAUACAUCAUCGAACUAGAUGUCCAAAGGUUAAUUCAAGUUCAUCCGCGACCACAUACUGUCUCCACAGCGGAGUGCUUGCGUACCCUCCGAGACAAGGCGAACGCGUGGAAUUCUUUCGAGCUUGAUGUCACGAAAGCGACAUCGCUUCGUUUCCCGCACAUAUGCAACUCCAACUCCAUCACGCAUCACCAACUCAAUCUUUCUAACUGGUCUAUCGAUGCGGAUGCCGAGUCUCACGCUGUGGAUAUUAACACAUACACGGCAUGUGCUGGCAGUCGAUGGCUCAAUCUCAAUGGUCCGAAUUCCGGUUUCCGCGCAUUGUUUUAUAUGGAACAAUCGCAGGACCUCAUGGUCAUGAUCCAAUUUCCGAUCGACGGCAGAACAUACGACUUCAAGUACAAAAUACUGUUCUGCACGAUAUCUACUGGAGAGGAACAUCCUUUGGCCCAUGGAUCCCGUGUAGUCGCUGGCAGGCCCGCUUGCGGUGAAGCGCAGAAACUUGAUGUUGCUGUCUCUGUCCUCGGGAAUCGCAUUGUGGUCUGCCUUGCUGAGCAUGGCGACUCAUACUGGUCGCUGCACGUCUCGAAUUGGCACCAAGGUGGUACAUCUGAUGACGUAUAUGUGACCAGCGAAGGCUACGGGUUGUGCGACAUUCGUUUUCUCACCAAGGAAAAACUGUUGGCUCUCUCAACAGAUGGCCAUAUACACCUAUACGACAUCGAAGACUUGUCAAAGACGCCGCGGCUUCAGGCAAGAUUUAUCCUGCCCGUUCAUAAGGACUCUGGUACCUUCGUACUUCCCGAGGUGUACCAUAGUGCCCAAGGCUGUGCACGCCUCAAGUCACCAGAUGAUACUUGGAUUUGGACGACAAACCCAGCAGAUCGAGUCAUAUCCGUGGUGUGGUCCUGUCCCUCGUCUAUUUUUGUUAUAUCCGCUCGCGUAUUUUUCAUGGAUAUCCCUCUGGCAUGGUUCGAUGUGACCUCAAAAGAUGGGCUAUCCGUUCCAUGGUCAUCAUGGGGUCCACAGAAUUCUCGCUGCUUCGACGGGGAAGAUGUGCUCUCCUUUGGAGUCGGAGGAUCUCGUGUUAUUCGGGCCGUUCCCUUUCUAGAUCGAAAUUAUUCAACGUUCCGACUGCAUAUGACCGAUUUCAAUCCCUCCGCCGUGGCGCGUGGCAUCGGCAAGGUCGUUCGGGAACCUACGACAACGGCUCUCGACUCAGAUGUGCCGAUAACAACAUACCUCCCCUUCGUGGAAGCGAUCCAUGACCAGUGUCUCGAUGCCUCCCUUUGGAGCAUUGUACUAGACGAGGAGAGGAUGGUAAUUCUUACCAAAGUGACAGCUGAGUCUGUGAGUAAAAUUUCCCUUCUUUCGAGCCAAUGA